UCAGGAAGUAACGCCAAAUAUCGCUACCAGUUAAACUAUCAAGCUGUUAUUAUCAUAUUGGGUAAUUUAUGUACCUUCUGCUCCCACUGUUCUUUCGUUGAAUCUGAGAUUUGUUUGUGUACCGAAGAAAGAAGAUGAGCAAGAUAGGUGAUGACAGACAGCCUGUGUCUUCUAUAGUCAAACCUCCGGUAUAUUUUCAAAUUGGAGCAUCCAAAGCUGGUGUUUGCGUGGUUGAUGUCAGCCUGCCCUUUGAAAAACCUGUCAAUAUUGAGGAAAUCACCUUUAAAAACUACUACACUGCUUACAUUACUGUGCGUCUGUUGAGGACGACUUCAGGGCAGAAUGGCCCAACUAAAUGGUGCACCGCUUUACGAGACCUGCUCCUGAUGGACAACCCCCACACCGAGACGGGGUCCCAAGACUACUUCUCCAUCCACAGGAAGCAGAUGCUGGUGGAGGCAGAUCAUGUUGUGUCGGUGAGGCUGAUCCUAAGACAGCCGUCCUCCGGUUGGCUCAACUUCAGCCUGGAAGAGAUCAAAAUAUUCCCGCAAGUGGAGCCGGAGCCAGAGAAGGAGGUCUCUGAUUUGCUGUCUGAUCUUACUCUUGUUGAUCAACACCCUGAUGUAGAGGGCCUCCUAGACCCUCAGACUGUUUCCUCCAGCAUCCAGCAGAUGUGGGCUUUGACUGAAGUGAUGCAGACCAACCAAACCACAGCCACCAUUGGGCGUUUUGAUGUUGAUGGAUGCUAUGACAUAGACUUACUGUCCCUGGAUUAAUGUGAGACAGAAGAUCAGAGUUACAGCAUGAAGAUGGAGAACAUCAGGAAAAAAGAUUGUUGAGCUCACAUUCACAUUAUAUGAUGAUAAAAGUAUGCAUAUAAGUGUUCCAGGUUAGUGCAUCAAACUUUAACCAACCAGUAUCACCCCCACUCCUCAGACUGCAGUUUCAAUCAGAUUAAAACUGAACUCAGACUAAAGUUUAAAUCUGAUUCAGAUUUUAUUCAUAUAUUAUAAUAUGUAAAUAAUUCAGAAAUCUAAAAUGAAAGUAGACUGUAUAAAAUAUUUGAUGCUAAAACUGAAGAGGGUAAAGCCAGUUUUCACAGUUAACUUUUAGAAUUUUUAUUUCUGAUCACUCAAAUGAAUCAAAAUGGGGUUCACUGCUUAUUUCCUCUAAGGAAAAUAUUGAGUUUGACAGAUUGACAACAACCAGGAGCCAUCAGUGGUUAUUAGGCUACUGUGAAAGUGCUGCAGACGAGACGUCCCAGUUAACAGGUUAACUGAAAAUAUUUCUGCACAUAUUCUUUGUGACACGUGUUAAUGAACACACCUUUAUAUGUUUAGGGUUAUAUAAUGAAGGCUUCAGCCUUUUGUGAAACCUGCAUUUUUUGUAUUUCUUUUUCUGUAUAUUUUUGUUGUUUGGAAAAUGCAUUUAAUUUGUC
This is a messenger RNA of Cyprinodon variegatus (sheepshead minnow), 1438 nucleotides long. RefSeq names its product nicolin 1 (gene nicn1). The transcript has 7 exons. The record is from RefSeq and is a predicted model, not a curated record. Bases 135 to 776 code for a protein of 213 amino acids. Gene Ontology annotation, cellular component: nucleoplasm. NCBI's taxonomy places the organism in Eukaryota, Metazoa, Chordata, Actinopteri, Cyprinodontiformes, Cyprinodontidae.